Messenger RNA from Agrilus planipennis (emerald ash borer), 3692 nucleotides. Its product is annotated as probable LRR receptor-like serine/threonine-protein kinase At4g20940. Gene Ontology annotation, molecular function: protein binding. The transcript has a single exon. The record is from RefSeq and is a predicted model, not a curated record. Bases 234 to 2849 code for a protein of 871 amino acids. Lineage: Eukaryota; Metazoa; Arthropoda; Insecta; Coleoptera; Buprestidae.
ACGCAAUAAGCGUACCGUCAAAGGGGUCGUCGUCGGAUGCAAUCGGACGUUACGGCGGAGCGCGCAGGCUAGACGUGAGCGUCGCGACGACGGACACCGUUUACCACCAGCGUCAGUAUUCGUACGCUUACGACGCCUAAAAGACGUGCGAUAUUACAGCGUCGGUGGUAGCUACUAUGUGACGACGCGUACCAUCUACUUAUUAUCACCAUCCCCCGAGUAAUGUUAAUACGAUGGACCGCCACCUUUCAGUUAUUUUCGUUAUGAGCGUUGGCGUAUUGUGCGUGGGCCAAUGUUUCGUUCUCUGCGCCCAUCAUCAGCGGUUCCUCGUCGAGCCGAUACUUAAUUCGAGUUACAGUGUCAAAUGUAAUAACGGGAACGCAACGGCGUGCGUCCAUGUAAACAUUUCAGACUUGGGAGACUCGUUGGGACCGUUGAAUGUAUGCCAUUUGUCAGUGCGAGGAAUAACCGAACUGUCGAGUUUCAAUUUCGAAACGCUGAACCGAUUGCAAUCGCUCGACUUAUCGCGAAAUGCGAUCGCAACGCUCGCGAACUCGAACAGUAGUUUCAAUCUAGAAAGCUUAAAAGCCCUGGAUUUGUCAUUUAACCGAAUCGAAGUGAUCGAAGACGCGCCGUUCAGGACGUUACCCUCACUGAAAGUGCUCAAUCUUGGUGCCAACAUGAUAGAUACCGUUAGUGUAAACGCUUUCGUGGGUCUUGGCGAACUGCAGUCGCUCGAUCUGUCGAGAAAUCGACUUCGCGCGGUGAGUUUCCACUGUUUCACUCCGCUUAGAGCGUUACAAAGUCUGAACUUUAGCCGCAACUCACUCAGCGUCGCGGACAAUAGUCAUUUCAACGACUUGCAGAAACUACAGCAGCUCGAUUUGUCGUGGAACAAUUUGACUCGGGUGGAUCCCGGCAGUAUGCAGUUUCCGAAUUUGCUUUUUCUCCUUCUGGUCGGAAAUCCUGCGUUGGGAGGCUCAUACGAAUUGUAUCUGGGACCCGGUAAGCUCCUACAGAACGUGGACGUGUCCGAAUGUGGUUUGGCACGUGUCCCUUCGGCUUUAACCCAAACGAUAAGGAUCCUUCGUUUACGCCAUAAUUCCCUCAAAACUAUAAGCCGUGGUGAUUUCGAUUCGUAUCCCUUGAUUCAGGUGCUCGACCUCUCGUACAAUUUUUUAGAAACAAUAGAAGAGGACGCUUUUGGACGACUAGAUCUUCUAAGAAUCCUUUACUUGACGAGCAAUAAGCUAAAUCAUGUACCGUACAGUCUUCCAGUUGAGUUGAACACUCUCCACAUGGAAUACAAUGAAUUAAAGACAAUCGCCAAAGAUGAAUUCGCUGCUCUAGGAUCCCUAGAAGUAUUACUUAUAAAUGACAAUAAUAUCGAAACAGUUGAACUUUCAGCAUUCAGUCCUUUAACUAGUUUAAUCACUUUGGAUUUAUCUAGGAACCCUAUCAGUUCACUACCGGCUGUUUUAUUAUCUAGUAUGGGUAAGCUUCAGACAUUAAGGCUUUCCAAUUUGGAUGCUUAUUUUGAUCCAGACACAACAGGUCUAACAAUAUUGGAUCAUUUAGCAGUGCUUGAUAUCUCUGGAAGUCCGAAAUUAGCCAAGCAAUUUCUAAACAACACGGUCUUCUUGUUUUCUGCGGGCGAAAUUCAAAAGAUUGACCUUAGAGGUACAGAACUGACCCACGUAAGGAACGACUUACUAGCAUUGUUACCUUCGCUGCACACAUUGCUUCUGCAAGACAAUCCUUUAAACUGUUCAGAUCUUUAUUGGCUCGCGUCCUGGCUGAGGAGACAGGACUCGUUAGAGAAUCGCAUGAUUCUUUGCGACAGCCCGUUGGAACUAAAGAACGUGCCGCUUAUAGAUUUACAAAAAAUAGUUAAUCUUAGCAAUAGCGAACCAUCAAAAACCAAGAAACUGAACAGAACAAAAGCAAAGAACAAAAAGACUACGCAGCCGAAUGCGACAUUAACAGACAACAAAGCAGACGUGUCGAUUAGAAAUAAUUGUAGCCAUCAGCAGUUUGCAAAAAAGGAACCGGCAGCUAAUGAAGUGUCAUAUGCAGACAAUAGAACCAAUUUGCUAUCUGACAAGUCCGCGUCUUUAGAAAAAUGUGCCGAGCCGGCGAAACUUCAUAAAGACAAAGAAGAGACACGUUCCGAGGAAACGAAGGGACACGCGAAAGCCCUGCGGGAUAAUAGCAGUCCAUUUACCGAACAAAAUGCAAAUAAUUUGCGUCAAACGGCUCACGAUAAUCUUGCGGCCGAAAUUGCUCCAUUUACGCUAAUGAACUCGAGGAAGGGUGUUCCAGGAACACAAAUUACUCCCCGGGAAUGGGGUAAAGGAAGCCCGGAGCACGAUAUUACGCCCGGGUUUCGAAGGCUUAAUGGAGACAAUUCUCAUGCACCUGACCCAUCCGGUGCAACAACAAAGAAGGACCUUUCCAGACCCAAAUAUAAAAUAAACAAACAAAAACUUCCACAGGAAACUCAACGUGUGCCAAAUGCUACAAAUUUAAUUCGGAACGCGACAAAAGAGGAAACGAACGGUAGAAACGAUUCUGCCAAAAGAUUACAAGAAAAUUUAUCGAAUGGAGGACACAAUAAAUCAGCGGACGGGAUGGCUUUGGCUAUGACGGUAGAGAAAAGAGGAAUCGCCGAAGAAAAUAUAGGUUUCAGGGGUCAUGUGGCAUUGUUGGCGUUCGUGUUUGUGAUCGUGAACGCGCUGGUUGUGAUAGGCACCAUUGUAUUUCGAACACGGUUUUACAGGAAUCAGCGGUCGUCUUCUAGGGAUGAAAUCGAAGUAACCAAUUUACCAGGAAUAACUGACCUCUGGUGACAUAUGAGGAGCUCAGAAGAAGAUCAAACGAUGUUAAGUGACAGUUUACUAUAAAGGAGUUCUGGAGUCCAAAAGUUUACGAAAAAAGAAGUUUUUAAACGAAGAAAUCAAUCAAUAAAUAAAUUAAUUUGAGUAUGAGAUGUCCCAUGAUCCCAAAAAUGUAUGAUAACAAAAUACAAUAACGAAUUUGUUAUUUAAUAUGUUAAUUACAUUACAAAAAUACGUUUUUAGAAGUUGAAAAUUUGGAUAAUAAUUUCAAUUUCCUUAUGAUUUGUCGACAUUGAAACUACACUGUAGAUGUACCUAAUAAAAUCUUAGACAAUAAAUGUUUCAAUUUAAUGCAUUUGAAUGUAAAAAUGUUAUAUGGUUUGUAAAUUUGUAAAAGAAAUCACAAACUUUCUUAAAUUUAUUGAAGGUGAAGACUUAACUAAUACAAUAAGUAAUAUUAAUUCUUGUAAUCGUUUUACUAUUUCAAUUGUUAUGUUCUGCUACAAGGAAUUUUAUAAAUUGAUCUCGAAUUUAAAAAGGUAGAGAUGUAAUUUUCAACAAUUGAUAUACACCUAAAAAGCAUUUCUUUUUCUCUCAGUCCCUUAAUAAUGAAGGAUGCUUGAAGUAAUUUCAGUGUCAUAUUCUAAUAACAUAUGCAUAUUUACUAUAAAAUGUUGUUGCUCACCGGGCAAAAAUAUUUGUACAAUUUUUGUUACUUGUUAGAUAGAUAUGUUCGUAAAAAAGUUUAGUGGAAUUUUCUGUAUACUUUUGGACAAAAAAUUGAGACAACAAUUUUUGUGAUAAAACUUAUUUUUGUGUAUUGUAUGAUAAUAUUCAAUGUAAAUAAAUGAAAAA